UUAUUGAGAAUUAUAUGAAUUUUACAUUACCCGAAUGGACAAAAGAAGUUUUUCCUGAUAAAAUGAAACCAUUAUCCGAUUUUAGUUUUGCUCUACCAUGCUAUAAAAGGGAAUUAGCCCGAUUUAAAACAGGACCAUUUUUUUAUGAUUUAUUAAAAUAUUUUAGCAAGGUUAAGCAUAGAAAAAAUGUUACCGAUGAUUACAUCAAAUUAAAAAUAUUUUCCGGGCACGAUACAACCUUAGCUAAUUUAUUAGAAUCAUUAGGAAUAUUUGAAUAUCAUUCGCCACCAUUUAGAAGCACCCUCAUUUUCGAAUUGUACCAAAAUAAAUCUUCCGAUUCAGAUUUAAAUCACUUUGUUAAAAUUUUUUACAAAAAUACGACUUCCGAACCUAACAAAAUGGUUCUAAAAGGAUGUGAUUUCGAUUGUGAUUUUGAAAUUUUCCAAAAAUUAUUGGAGCCUUUAUCGAUGUCUUUGUACGAAUGGGACCGGGAAUGCAAAGUUAGUUUAUUUUCGACAGUUACCGAAAAUAGAGAAAAUUUAGUGAUCGCUACCAGUUUACUAAUAAUCGUGAUUUGUUUUGUCGCUGUUUUAAUCAAAUUUAUUUAUAUUAAAAAUAAGAAGGAUCGGACGAUUUAUUUGAGGAUACCAGAUGAUGAAGAACAAGUUUAAAAUUAAACUUGGAAAUUGAUGAGAAUGUUUGUUAGAAAUGUAAAGUUAGAAAAUGUUUUAAUUAAUUGAUAAAUGAGUUAUUAAGUUACAAAUGAGAAAGGUUAUGUGAUAUUUUUAAUUUUUAAAUAUAUCUUGUACUUAUUUGUAUUAGAAUAUAUAUAA
This is a messenger RNA of Onthophagus taurus, 833 nucleotides long. The record is from RefSeq and is a predicted model, not a curated record. Lineage: Eukaryota; Metazoa; Arthropoda; Insecta; Coleoptera; Scarabaeidae.